AUGUGUGCAAUUGAACGCCAAAAAGACUAUCCAGAGACUAUCUUCGACUUCCUUCGGGAACAGGAGCCGUCUGACUGGAACAUCGUUCCUGACUGGAACAUCGUUCCUGACGACGAUACACUCGACUUUUCAUUUCAACCUCCUACUUAUGGCGACUAUCACUGGUCUCUUGAUGAGCCCAGUUCAGACUUCUUUGACACACAGAUCGCAUAUUCCAGAAGCAGCACCGAAGCCACAGACAUCUCAGAGAUCGCAGAAGUCGCAGAAGUCGCAGACAUCUCAGAGAUCGCAGAAGCCACAGAAGUCACAGAAGUCGCAGAAGUCGCAGACAUCUCAGAGAUCGCAGACAUCUCAGAGAUCGCAGAAGUCGCAGAAGUCGCAGAAGUCGCAGAAGUCGCAGAAGCCGCAGAAGCCACAGAAGUCACAGAAGUCACAGAAGCCACAGAAGUCACAGAAGUCACAGAAGUCGCAGAAGCCACAGAAGUCACAGAAGUCACAGAAGUCGCAGAAGCCACAGAAGUCACAGAGAUCGUGGAAGCCGCAGAUUUCGCAUGCUCCAGCGACCGGGAGCAAUCUAGGAAAAGCAUAAAACGACGUAGCGAAUCGUGUUCAGCCCCCAGGAAGCGCCGAAAUACUGGCACUAGGUUCUACCAUGGCCGAGACUCAUGGGUGAGAGUACAGAAAGUCAGAGUUUGGAAACGUGCCCAUGGUACUCUGGAGUACACAUGGGAUCGUCGCGAGAAGACUUGGUUCACGGCCGACGGAGCAGAGGCGUGCUCCGAGGAUCUACUUCAGGAACAUCUCCCAUCUUUGGUCAUACAGGCUGAUGGCAUGGGCAUCUUCCUUGACCUUUCUUGGGACCGGAGAUCUUGGGAAGCUGACGGAGAGGGGUGGUUCACUGUGACAGAUCCGAUCACGGAAGAAGUGGCUCACAUACCUACUGAGAAGGUGAUUUCGUUGAUCGAGGACCCUGGCAGUUCUGUGGCGGUGGAUUGGGAGAGGAUCUAG
Molecule: messenger RNA, 1008 nt
Organism: Pestalotiopsis fici W106-1
Lineage: Eukaryota; Fungi; Ascomycota; Sordariomycetes; Amphisphaeriales; Sporocadaceae
Exons: 1
Coding region: 1-1008 (335 amino acids)
Source: RefSeq, a predicted model, not a curated record